AUGAUACUCUUUAGAAUAUUUUUUGCACAACAUCACGCGCCUAAAUGGGACCGGACAGGUGCAACACGCGAGUCCGAGACUGAGAUUUUCGUAAGAAGAGUACCCCACACUGCCGAUAAUGCAACCUUGAAAGCGGCGUACGCCGACUGUGGAGCUAAGUCUGCGAGUCUCUUUCUGGCAAAAUGGGGUCCAGCACACAGAGGAUAUGGCGUCGUGACAUUUAGCAACAAGGAGGAUGUGAUGAAAGCGUUGAGCUCUGAGAAGAAAAUCGGCGACCAAGUUCUUCACAGUCGAAUCGGAACUGAACCUAUUGAAUAG
Sphaeroforma arctica JP610 is the source of this 318-nucleotide messenger RNA. RefSeq lists its product as hypothetical. Lineage: Eukaryota; Ichthyosporea; Ichthyophonida. The transcript is spliced from 3 exons. The coding region runs from base 1 to 318 and encodes 105 amino acids. Gene Ontology annotation, molecular function: RNA binding. The record is from RefSeq and is a predicted model, not a curated record.